Molecule: messenger RNA, 1603 nt
Organism: Gadus macrocephalus (Pacific cod)
Lineage: Eukaryota; Metazoa; Chordata; Actinopteri; Gadiformes; Gadidae
Product: CD209 antigen-like protein D
Exons: 4
Coding region: 1-399 (132 amino acids)
Source: RefSeq, a predicted model, not a curated record
AUGGGAGUGACGCCAGACGGCUGGAGGUUCUUCAACUGGAGUCUGUACUUCAUCUCUACCACUAAGAGGAACUGGACGGCCAGUAGAGACGACUGCCUGCAGAGAAACGCAGACCUGGUGGUCAUCAACAGCAAAGGAGAACAGGAGUUUGCUACCAAAUGGCAGAAUAGUUUCUGGAUCGGGCUGAGACUGGACCGAGACACAGAUAGGACUUGGAAGUGGGUGGAUGGUACCAACGUGACUUUCAGUUCCUGGCUGUCCGGGGAACCAAACAAUUACCAUGGAGCAGAAGACUGUGUAGUAGCUUGGAACGUGGGCUGGUAUGAUGGAAUUUGUCCCGCGCUUUACUUCUGGAUAUGCGAGAAGGCCGUAGCCUUGGACAACUUGGUAAUGAAAUAAACAGUGGCAUGCUAGACAACUCUUGCAUAUUCAGUACACCCAAAAAUGCGCGAGUAUUUGCACGCUUAACUUCUGCUGCUUGGCUUAGAGGAGUAAGGAUCCUUGUCAAAUUAACAUUAGCCACAGUAGAGGUGCAGAUUUUGCAAUCAGUACUGGCCCACAGACUUUAGGGUGGGACAGCUACAUAACUAUGCAUUUUGAGUGAACUAUUCCUUAUUCCUUAGUCCAUAACCAUGAGAUAAGACAACUAUUCUCUUACCUGCUAACUAGUCUAUGGGCCAUUUGUUUCUUUUGCACAUUUUCUCUUGCAACAGAUAGUUUAGUUCUUAAUUGUCAAGGGGCAGUUUGCAAAUAUUACUUGUCCUACACAGGCCUAAUGCAUUUAUAUAAGAUAUUAAAAUAUCAUCAUCAUUCAAAAUAUAUUCAAAAAAAUAUUUUAAAUAUUACAAUAUUCAUUCAACAAUUAACCAAAAUAUCUACAUUUUGUAACAUAUUCAUGAAAACUGAGAUACUCUCUCGGUUGAGUUUACGGACACCAUUGGAAAACAGCGUUUGGAGUUGCUUUAUGCCAUGCUGCAACUCUAUUAGACUAUAGCACACGAGAAGGCUAUGCAAUUAUUAUAACUAUAACGUAACUUCACAGUCAAAUGUGAAAAGACAAACAUUACAAUAUAUACGCUACUUAAUUAAUUUUAAAAAUAAACUUAAUUUAACUGGUAUUUCCUGUUAUCUGGAUAAGUUGAGGCAUCCAGCAUCUGAGAUUCAUCAUCUGCUCACAGUAUAUUCCCUGCAUGUCACCUGACAGUCAUUGGAAAUUAUUGUUCAAAUGAUAGAAAUGAACAUAUAACAGACAUUAUAAUUAGAUACUAGAAGAGAUUAGUACAACUCGUUGGUGUUAGACAGUAUAAUACAACAUUAUAAAUAUAUAGAAGAAGAGGAUAGUACAACGAGAUGGUGUUAAGACAGUAUAAUACGAGAUAGAUACUAGAAGAGAAUAGUACAACUAGAUGGCGCUAGAAAGUAUUUUAUAACCUUUGAAUAAUCAGGUUUUCAACCACCUGUUCUUUUAAAAUACUUUUUCAACUCUGCCCAACUAUUUCUGUCCUGUUACAUGUUAGUCUGUAACCAAUUAAAAGUAAUUGACUUCUAAUUGUAACAUUUUGUGGAAUUCAUAUUUUUUCAUUAAAAAAGUAUUCCAAUUUGA